Molecule: messenger RNA, 944 nt
Organism: Zootermopsis nevadensis
Lineage: Eukaryota; Metazoa; Arthropoda; Insecta; Blattodea; Termopsidae
Gene: mRpL40
Product: mitochondrial ribosomal protein L40
Cellular component (GO): mitochondrial ribosome; mitochondrial large ribosomal subunit
Source: RefSeq, a predicted model, not a curated record
AACGUCGAGUAGUUUGUAGUCCAUGGUUCCUUGUUUUACCGUGAAACGUUGUAUGGAAAAUUUCUGAUAUGUUCGAAGGUCUUGACGUUGAGGCAUUUUGUAUGGAAUUUGUCGGUAGUUGCUUACGAGUUAAAUGUACAAAAGAACUUAUCUCUUCGCUUAAUGUGCAUUAUUGAUUGAAACGACAAAUUCGAAACUACAAAGCGGUGCCAUAAGCAGAAGGCAAUGAUUCGAGCAGGACUGAUUACAGCACUUUCUAGGCUUUGUAUUUCUGAUGUCAGAAGUCAUAUCACUUCUACAAGAUUAAUCAGCACCAGUAUCAAUCCACUUUUAUUUAAAGCUACUACAUGCCUGUAUGCAGAACCUUUGAAGAAGAAGAAACGAAUAGAUCCUGCUGUUAUAAAGCAUAGAGAAGAAAGAAAGAAGAAAAGACUGGAAAAGCAGAUCCGUCGUCUUGAAAAGAAUGCUAGGCAGCUGAAACCUAUAGAUGAACUUGAAGUCCCAUUGGAAUUCAUGGAUAGAAAAAAAGAGCGAGAAAGGGAAGUACCAACCUUGACACCUGAAAUGGAAGAUGAGCGUGCAGUAUUACUUAAGAAAUGGGCUACUUACAAGCAAAAACAGCACUUGAAGGACACGCAGAUGAUUGACAGACUUAUAUUUGCACAACAGAAAGCUCUUGACGAGCUUCAUCAGGAAUCAGAGGAGUUGUAUGAGGCUGCAAUUCAGAUCAAUCCUACACAGAUUCCUUUCAUUGUUCGUGGACCAGUUCAAACACCUCCGAUCAAAGGAUAUGAUAGUCCAGAUGGGGAAUUCACGGACGUUUCGAAGAAAUGGUAGUUGACGUUGGUCUCUAAGUAAGGAUUUUCAUUGUUUUAGAAACUAAUAUUCAGAUUGGAUGGACAGUGUAUGAAAUAUAUUUGGUUAUUACACUUACAGUACUUUUA